AUGCACGGCGAGCAGAUGGACUACAUGAGAGACAGAACCUGUCGCAUACCCGGCUGUCUAAUUUCAUUUCAUCACAAGUUGCCAACAAUUUCUAUGCCGACAUUUAGUGGUGAUCUCUUGACGUAUCAGACAUUUUGGGACUCAUUUGAAUCAUCAGUGCACAACAAUCCCAGUUUAACAGACGUGCAGAAAUUCAGUUACCUGAAGUCAUUGCUAGAGGGUGAUGCUGCAAGAACUAUUGACGGGUUCGCAUUAACGAAUGCAAACUACAGUCAGGCAUUGUGUUUAUUAAAAGAGCGCUACGGACAGAAACAAAAAAAUCACCCCUCCGCAUAUAUGCAGACAUUAUUGAAGUUACCAACACCAGCAGACGAUAUUCGAGAAUUACGUCAAUUUUACGAUAUGCUUGAGACAAACAUCCGGGGUUUAGAAUCAUUAAGUGAACUACAAGAUACAUAUGGCAAUCUAUUAAUCCGAAUAAUCCUUGAAAGACUACCUCCGGAAACCAGACGUCAUUUAGCUAGGGAACAUGGUAUCGGAAGUUGGACGCGCUUCCAGACUUACGCAAAUCACUAA
This is a messenger RNA of Ruditapes philippinarum (Manila clam), 576 nucleotides long. RefSeq lists its product as uncharacterized. The record is from RefSeq and is a predicted model, not a curated record. Lineage: Eukaryota; Metazoa; Mollusca; Bivalvia; Venerida; Veneridae. The coding region runs from base 1 to 576 and encodes 191 amino acids. The transcript has a single exon.